UAGCAGCGACGUACCGACGAUUCUCAAACGCGCUCUCCUUAAAGUGUGCUCAUUUCGCGUUUCACGACCCGCCGAAAAUUGAAAAAAAAAAAUUUCCCACCCGGAAAAGUCGGGAAAACCGCCGCGCGACGACCGCCCGGAAAAACUGCCCGAAACGCCCGCGUAGCGCCGACCCGAGAGGUCCGCCGAGUUUUCCUGGAAAAAUCCUCCGAGGAAACUGAUCUCGAUGUGCACGUGCGACACCAAUAGUGAUUCUGUGAAAAUCUCGAGGGGUUGUCCAGUUCUCGAGUGGUGCCUUCUGGGGGAAAUACAAAAAUCGCCGAAAAAAUGUAGGAAUAAUGACUCUGACGCGUGGACCGUGUGAACUUGACAAGAUGAGCUUAUUUCAGGAUUUGAAAUUGAAGCGGAGGAAAGUUGAUUCACGUUGCAGUAGUGACGGCGAAUCUGUCGCCGACACUAGCACCUCGUCGCCAGAUAUAGUCAGUCCGACGUCCCCCAAGAUGUCAGACGCCAUCGUCAACCCGCCCAGCCCGGACUCCACGCCGCUCCAGAUGCACCCCACCCAGGCCACCUUGGAGAAGAUGUGCCGCCUCGGCGAGUCUGGCGUCUUCGACGGCGGAGGAAUCACCAGCGUCAUACGGACGUUGCCGGUCAUCAGGUCCCAGAGCCCCCCCGUGAGGCCAGCCACGACCGCCAGUCCAUCCCUGUACCCGCCCAGACCUCACAGUUCGCCUGGACGCCCUGCGAACAGCCCGGUCAUCCGGCACAGCCCCCUCAUAGUACAACUGCCAGUUUCUUCGCCUAACAUCCUCUCCCAAGUGAUCACCUGCCAAGGGUCCAUAUCUCCAUCCUCCACCACUGCCACUAGUAAAUGUAGCGGGGUUAUCAUCAACCAACCCCAAUUCUCACAGAACCAAUUAUGGCUUAAACACUCUAGAAUUAACGGGAUUAAACCCGAGAUCAUAGGGGGGAAUUUUGCAACCCCUGCGCCCUUGGAUCAAGGCCCGACCAGUCCAAUUCACCGGGGGACCCCUGCCCGGCAAACUCCAACAGUGAUCAUGGGAGAAGCCGGUGGGGUUCGGACCAUGAUCUGGUCCCAACCGCAGCAAAUCAUGAACAGCCCCUUGCCAGAAUCGUCCCAGCAUCACUCACCCUUGGCCAGUUGGUCCCCGGGUAGCAACUCCAGCGUUUCCAACACGGAAGAAAGCGCGGCUCAGAUGCUGCUCAAUUUGGGACAGGACCGACUGUGCAUUCCCAGCAGAUCUACCCUGUCCCCUCAAUCCCUGUCUCCUAGUCCUUUCCCAACAUCCCCACUCAACAUGGAGAGGCUGUGGGCUGGGGACCAUCGGCAGUUGCCCACCAACCAGCAGAUGCAAGCGUUGAACUUGAUGUCACCACCCAGUCUGCCACCCCUGUUCAGUAUGUCGCCGAUAGAUUCGAAGAUGAACGAGUCCUCUUCCUCUAGCGACAUGAGGGAGCCUGCGGAGGACGAGGAUCAGCCAAUGAUCUGCAUGAUAUGCGAGGACAAGGCUACAGGGUUACACUAUGGGAUCAUCACUUGUGAGGGUUGUAAGGGUUUCUUCAAACGGACGGUACAGAAUAAGAGAGUGUAUACUUGUGUCGCGGACGGGAACUGUGAGAUCACGAAGGCCCAGAGGAAUAGAUGUCAGUACUGCAGGUUCAAGAAAUGCAUGGAGCAGGGGAUGGUCCUGCAAGCUGUACGAGAAGACAGGAUGCCCGGUGGUCGUAACAGCGGGGCAGUGUAUAAUUUGUACAAAGUGAAAUAUAAGAAACACAAGAAGCCGACCGGCAAGCAGACGUCGCCGAAAUCGGCCAGCAAAUCCGGCAGUCCCAACCAGCCGAUAAAACUAGAACCUCCUUCCAGUAUUCCAGCCGGUCUGAUCAACGGGACCAUCCUGAAGACAGCUUUAACGAACCCAAGUGCCCUCCGACAGAGGCUGGAAAGUGCGGUCAGCAGUUCCAGAGACAGGAAUUUCUCCUUCGACUACUGCCUCUCCCUGAUCAAACCCCUAAUAGACUGUGAUGAUUUCCAAAACGUGGCCACCGUGCAAAAUUUGCCUCAGCUGUUUCAGCUCGAGACUGGGAUGGAUGAGAGACUCUGUACUAUCGGCGAUUCCAUUGUGUAUAAACUUGUGCAGUGGGCUAAGAAUUUACCAUUUUAUCCAGAGUUACCAGUUCAUAUUACCACCAAGAUACUGACUGUCAAGUGGCACGAUCUCUUGGUGCUGACCACGUCGGCGUACCAAGCUAUAGCCUUGCCAGAUGACCAUAUUGGUAUAAACGAGAAGAUGGAGAUAAAUUUGGCUAGACUUCAGGAAUACUUCACUGCCUUGAUUGGUGAUGACUACUGUGACUCGAAGUUGAGGGAAGAUAUUUCAUGUGUGAUAAAGAAGUUACUCCAAAUUAUUCAUACGUUCAAACAAAUGAAACUCACUAUGGAGGAAUAUGUGUGCCUUAAAGUUAUUACUCUUUUGGGUAAUGAGAAUUUUCCUGGUACUGGUCCUGGAUACAGCGAAAUGGAAUCGGUUUUCGAUAAGUACAUGACGUGUUUGAGGGUUUUCAUUCAACACAUAUUCCCCCAACAGACCAACAGAGUACAAGAACUAAUGGGUAUCUUACCUGAAGUAAGUUACUUUACCUAUAAGGUAAACCAGAUCCAAGAUGCAGCUAAACAACUCAUGGAAAGCAAAAUGUUUUACGUUCCUUUCGUAUUAAACACAGUCGAUUUGAGGUAGUACAAAAGCUAAAAUACUUCAGAGGUUGACAGUACUAGAUUCUGAGGAUAUAAUUUCAUGUUAUCCCGUGAAAGAUUUGUUUUAUUGAUGACAAACGCACAUACUAUAUCGAUUGUUAUGAAGAACUGAUGUAAAAUUAAGAAAAUGUUAUAUGUGGAUAAGACACUUUUUCAGGGUGGGCGUUCACAGUAUAACAAACCAGAGGCAAUUUGUCUCUGAACAAACUAUCCCAGGAAUGUAAGGACCUAGAAAUGAUCCAUGCUGAACGCCCAAGUUUGACCUAUCGUGGAUAUUAAAUAGUAAACCAUAUAAAUCAAAAUUUUUCGUACGGAAGACUAAAAGUCGAGAAUGAAAAUGGCGGAUUAGAUUUUAUAACCGCUCUGUAAGUCUGAGUAAGUUGCCUUCGAAUGUUUAAAGAUUGAUGACAUCAAAACUCAAUUUAUGAAAUUAAGAAUUUUCAACAUCACAGCAUCAAAUGGUGAGAAAUAGAUAUAAAGUUAAAAUUAUUUGAUAAGAUAUACGUAGAAGUCGAAAUUAUGUCUCAUUCGUUAAUUCUGUUCGAUUUUUCAACUUUCUUUUCGGAUCUCCCAAUUUAAUUUUCCUAUCUACUAACAUUUACUCACGAACAUUCAAUUUAAUAAUUGAACACUGCCAGUUUUAAAUAUUCACUCCUGAAUUUCUUCUUCCUUUUAUAUUCAUGAUGAAUUUUGUUUUAAUUUCACUCACAUUUCGACAUAUUUUGAACUGCAGCACUGCCUUCGAUGUAUUCAUUCCAUAAACUGCCCUUUGCGAAUGAAGUCUACUUAUACUGCCUGACAAAAUAAUAUUGUCUUCAAUCAAUUUUUCUCACUGCCAUAAUAUGAUAAUUCUCCUUUCCUAAAUGUAAAUUCCUUCAUAUCUACGCUUAUUUCUUUUACUUUUCUCUUUUUAUUCUUUCACAGUUCCUUCUUUCCUAUACCAAAUCUUUUAAUUUGUAGGUCUAGAUUUAUAAUUGAUGUCAUGAAACUUCGGGUGUUUUGAUGCAUAUUUUAUUAGCUACAUCUCACGAUUUCAAUGAAAUGAAAUUGCCAAAGUUUCAUCUGAUUUAUACCCAAAAUUCAAUUGAAGAAACAUAUCAUUCUAAUUUUUUUUCAUGAAGUAAAUAUCGACUCAAUCCCAUUGUAUUUUUUUUUUUUGGAUCACCCUUAUCAAUGUUAUGAAAUUUUUAAUAUUUUUUUUAUUUUGUGAUCGUCUAGUCAUAUAUUAUAGUUCAUAGGUUCUCAUCAUAUAUCUUAAUAAAAUGCAUUUCUCAAAUUGAACUCAAUCUUUUUUAUAUCAGGCAAGUCUAUAUAUCAGUUUUUAAAUCGGGUUUUGAUGUUUUCAAUCUUGAUAUCUUAUAUAUCUUUAUAUAUUGGGUAGGUACAUAAGAUGAAGUAUACAUAAAUGUAAUAAUAUACAUAAGAGAAAUUGUAUGAAUAUGUAUAAGGAACCGAACGAUCAAUCGAAAAUAUGUAAAUUAUAAAAGAUAUGUAUAUUAAUAUUUAUUUGUUCUCAUAUUCAUACGAUCGAUCUGAAAGUGUCGUAUAUUAUGACUGCCAAUUUUGUAUGAAAGUUACCAGUGCUACCAAGUACAUGUACAAAUUAUUGUUCCUUUUUGUUUUGAAUAUGUUAUAAUUUGAUCAUUCAUAUCCCAACUUUCAGAAUUAUAUAAACUGAUAAUCGUGCAUAUUUGUAUGGAAUCACUGAAAGAACGAUUUUUCAUUCAGAGAACAAAUUAGAAAUCGAGUGUUUCAUUUAUUUUUUCCUCCUCAACGUUAUAAUCUUUGUAACUGUAAAAAAGUUAACUCAGCUGAAAUAAGUAUUACAGUGUGGAGAAACUGAUUUGAUAUGUAACAAUGGAUCAUUUCACUUUUGUAAAUAAUUUUUACAAACUCUUCAUUAUUUUUCAAUUUUUCUUUGUUUAUCAACUUCUUUCCUAUAAAUUAUUUUCAUGAAUUAUUAUUUUCUCACCUGUUAUAUCUUUAAUUUCUUCUCUUUUUGUCAUGCUUUAUAUGCUUGUUUCUUCUAAUGUUUUUCUCCGAGUAAUAAUUAAUUUUUUUAUAAAAACGAUGUUCUUAUAUACGCUUACAUAAAAAUGUUGAAUUUAAUUGGUUUGUCUUCACUGAAAUCUUAUUUCUAAUUUCUUGAAUCAUUCAAAUUGUUUUAUGUGUAACGGGAGAAUAUAUUUUGUUUCAGAUCCCAUGCUUUUUUUGGAGACAGGUUUCGAAUAUAACCUAAGCAUCCUUAAAAAAAAUUCGCAAAUUCCACAAAUAUGAAUAAUUAUCAAUCAUUCGGAUUCUAAUAGAAAAACAAGUUUGAAAAAAUGUAUAUGAUUUAUCAUAUGUGAACUGAAUUUUAAAAUUGUAAAAAUAAUUGUACUUACCGUUUAGAUACAAAUCAGAAUUUGUUGGUAUUUACACAUUCACUUCAAUAAGCAACAAUGCUUGAUUCUUAUGUGAUAUAUUUUGACAAAUUCUGAUACACAUUAAGAAAAUGUUUACCUGAUGUAUAAACAUCUAUUGAGUUACCGUUAUUUUCUUUAUUAUUAACACUAAGAUUAUUCAAGCUUGUUUAUUAGAAAAUAAAGCAAAUCAUUAUUAUUCCA
Messenger RNA from Coccinella septempunctata (seven-spotted ladybird), 5379 nucleotides. It is a transcript of the gene Hr4, whose product is annotated as hormone receptor 4. Gene Ontology annotation, molecular function: DNA-binding transcription factor activity; sequence-specific DNA binding; zinc ion binding. Gene Ontology annotation, biological process: regulation of DNA-templated transcription. The record is from RefSeq and is a predicted model, not a curated record. The transcript is spliced from 8 exons. The coding region runs from base 339 to 2756 and encodes 805 amino acids. Lineage: Eukaryota; Metazoa; Arthropoda; Insecta; Coleoptera; Coccinellidae.